Molecule: messenger RNA, 1530 nt
Organism: Penicillium atrosanguineum
Lineage: Eukaryota; Fungi; Ascomycota; Eurotiomycetes; Eurotiales; Aspergillaceae
Gene: phzA
Product: putative serine/threonine protein phosphatase
Exons: 2
Coding region: 1-1530 (509 amino acids)
Cellular component (GO): cytoplasm; nucleus
Molecular function (GO): protein serine/threonine phosphatase activity
Source: RefSeq, a predicted model, not a curated record
AUGGGUCAGUCGCAUUCCAAGAACAAUGCCGACGGGGGCGACCCGUUGCAGUCGUACCCGUCCUUUUCGAAAUCCGACACCAAAGAAUCUCUCCGCUCCUUCCGUGGAUCCAUUCGCUCCAAAAUCCCCGGAGCCCGAAGCACAGACAGCCCCCGAGGUUCGACUACGGCCCUCUCCAAGACCGAUAGCCAGAAUGACCGAUCGGAUGCGGGCUCCGUCAAAUCUUCCAACAGCCGACCCGGCUCCAACGCCGGUCUCUCUUCCACCCAGUCAGUUGGAUCGGCGGACACCUCUCGGCCUGCGUCUCCUGAGCCCCCGCCCUCUCCCUCGCUGUCGACCAGCUUGAAGCGAGGCCACAAGGAUUCGAAUGCCAUGAAACAGAGUGGUGAGGUGGACCAUGUAUCGGAUGCUCCCCCAUCGGGCGGACCUCCUGCGGGAACUGCUCAGGUCGCAGGAGAGUCCAUCCUGAUCAAGCGGGAGAACCAGUUGAACCCCAUUUUGGAUUUCAUUCUCAACCCCAAUAUCGAGACUUCCGGAUCUCCCGGUAUGGGUAUGGGAGCUCUGAAGUCGAUCGAUCUGGAUGACAUGAUCUCCAGAUUGUUGGAUGCGGGUUACUCUGCGAAAGUUACCAAGACCGUUUGCCUUAAGAAUGCUGAAAUUACCGCCAUCUGCGGGGCUGCGCGGGAGCUCUUCCUCUCCCAGCCUGCAUUGUUGGAGUUGUCUGCCCCCGUUAAGAUUGUCGGCGAUGUUCAUGGUCAAUAUACCGAUUUGAUUCGACUUUUCGAGAUGUGUGGAUUUCCGCCAGCUUCGAACUAUCUCUUCCUGGGCGACUAUGUCGACCGAGGCAAGCAGAGUCUGGAAACCAUCCUUCUUCUGCUGUGUUAUAAGCUCAAGUACCCAGAAAACUUCUUCCUGCUUCGAGGAAACCACGAGUGCGCCAACGUCACUCGAGUCUACGGAUUCUAUGACGAGUGUAAGCGGCGUUGCAAUAUCAAGGUUUGGAAGACCUUCAUCGACACCUUCAAUUGCCUCCCAAUUGCUGCCAUCGUUGCAGGCAAGAUAUUCUGCGUUCACGGCGGUCUCUCACCCAGUCUGUCGCAUAUGGAUGAUAUUCGGGGCAUUGCCCGGCCCACCGAUGUGCCCGACUAUGGGCUGCUGAACGACCUUUUGUGGAGUGAUCCUGCAGAUAUGGAAGAAGACUGGGAGCCUAAUGAACGGGGUGUGAGUUAUUGUUUCGGCAAGAAGGUUAUCAUGAAUUUUUUGCAGCGUCAUGACUUUGAUUUGGUGUGCCGUGCACACAUGGUGGUCGAGGAUGGAUAUGAGUUCUACCAGGACCGGAUCCUGGUGACGGUAUUCUCUGCUCCUAAUUAUUGUGGUGAAUUUGACAAUUGGGGUGCUAUCAUGUCGGUCUCCGGCGAGCUCCUGUGUAGUUUCGAACUGUUGAAGCCCCUGGAUUCAGCAGCGCUGAAGAGUCACAUCAAAAAAGGACGCACCAAGCGAAACAGCAUUCUGAACAGUCCUGUAAGUUGA